This is a messenger RNA of Symbiodinium necroappetens, 675 nucleotides long. The record is from the annotation of a GenBank genome assembly. NCBI's taxonomy places the organism in Eukaryota, Dinophyceae, Suessiales, Symbiodiniaceae.
AUGCGCACGCUCUAUCAUCUCCCGCUCGACCCCGGCUGCCGGAAGAUCCGGCUCUUGCUGCACGAAAAGGGCGUCGAGGUGGAGCUGAAGGCGGAGAAGACCUGGGAGCGGCGCGAGCAGUUCCUGCGCCUCAAUCCGGCCGGCGAGGUGCCGGUGCUGGUGGAGGCGGACGGCAGCAUCAUCCCCGACGCCUGGGUCCUGGCCGAGUACCUGAACGACGCCUACGCCGAGGUCGGCGACGACCUGAUGGGCCAGACGCCGCUCGACCGGGCCGAAGUGCGCCGCCUGGUCGCCUGGUUCGACCGCAAGUUCGCCCGCGAGGUCUCCGACCUGCUGAUCGAGGAGAAGGUGAUGAAGCGCUUUCUCGGCGUCGGCACCCCCGAUUCCUCGGCGAUCCGCGCCGCCAACCAGAACAUCCACUACCACCUGGACUACAUCGGCUGGCUGAGCGACCGGCGGAACUGGCUGGCCGGCGACAACCUCAGCCUGGCCGACUUCGCGGCGGCCGCCCACCUCUCCUGCCUCGACUACCUGGACUGCGUGCCCUGGGACCAGCACGCCGGGGCGCGCGACUGGUACGCGCGGAUCAAGUCGCGCCCCUCGAUGCGGCCGCUGCUGGCCGACCUGAUCCCCGGCUUCCCGCCGCCGGCCCACUACGCCGACCUGGAUUUCUGA